ACAGUCGGGAACAUCAUGAUUGUCUGUUCUCGAUGUAUUGCAGAGCUGCGAUCAUCAUGCCUGGAUCAAUUUUUGAAACUGUAUUUGAAGGAACUGUACAGCCAAGAAGAGACAGGCAUAACCAAGAGUUCUUUGAAGUUUAGUGAUAUGCAGAGUGUUGGCAAUGUUCUGGCGACAGAAUUUAUGGCUGAUAUUCAACGGCUUUGUAACAGCGCCAAGAGUGAGGACGAUGCAUCUGGAGUGGUGAAUUACCUUUUAGAACAGAGAGGAUGGAUGUUGCUACAGGUCUUGCAACACAUUGGUGUAAAGAACCUUACAUGUGGGGAAGAAUUUGUCACUCUACUGGUAUCCUUGCUCAAUUUAACUUGUGGAUUUCCAGUAGUAAAAAGAAAAGGAGAUGCUCAAACUGGUGUUGAGUUCGAGCUUCAAGACUUAGAGCAAUGUCUACAGCAUGGAGCAUCACUUGCAUCCAAGAGGAGCCAUGUUUUGGCAGGGCGCCACCUUCUGGACAUGCGUUCCACCAACAAGAGACAACAGAAGGUCAACAUUUCUGAAGUGCAUAUUGAUACAUCAGGGUCUGAGGAAGACAAAAAUGAGAACUCUGCUGGAAGAAAGAAGUCCAAGGCAAAAUUACACACCUCACUUCAAACUCUCUCUAAAGACUUUGCCUUCCUGAGUGAUUAUGCUCAAUCAUUUGACCAGAAGGGAAAGCAGGAAGAGGUGCAGCUUGGAAAGAAAGAUGUCAGCCCUCUGGAGUUAUGUAUUUUGGUGCUUGCUUUGGUUCAGGAUGUGUGCCAAAGUGAUAUUUCUCCAAUAUUGCCCAGUAGAAGCGUCUCAGCUGAUGUGCUCCCCCUGCUUACUCAGCUUCUCUCUGACCUACACAAGGACAAUGACCCAAGUCAACAUGCUCUCCUUAGAGGCUGGACACAGCAAGAAGUGAUCACAUUUGAGAGACAUCUGAUAAGAGCUAUAUUUGCUCUCUCGGCUGUGCUUAGCCGCAGAUCAGACACAGGGGGCUUGGCUUUAGUGGAAAUUGGACUCAUCCCUACACUCCUUGAUGUAGCCAGGUUAGCAUUGACAAAUGCUAGACUGAAUUCACUAUACAGAAGUGAAAAAGAAAUCACUGCCACCAUUGUUAAAGGAGACACCAGUUUCUUGUUGGACAUACUCAAAGGUAUUCUGCUUUUGUUGGAGGUUGUAUUUGAUAAUCUUCCCUGUAAUUUGACAUACCUGAACAAUGCUCUUAGACUGUUCACAGAUUUUAAAGAAGCAAAAGGCUUUGAAUUAGUUGAAAGUGUAAUCAAGUACUUGGACGAAACAAUCAAAGAGAAUAGAUCAACAAAACAAGUGAGUGCUCCUGCUAAGCAUAUCCAAGAGCUGUUGUCGUGCCUGGUAAGAGUGAUGGAUGCACUAAAGAGAGCCAAGGUGGACUACAUCCAUGCUAUUAAAUGCCUCAAGAAGAAACACAAGGCAUGCAUGAGCACGUACCAUCGUUAUAUCCACCACCAUCACGACACCCUGGGGGAGGCAUGCUCUCUCCAAGAAGAACACCUCUUCCUGCAGAGUGACAGUCAGGGGAGUAUAGAUGGCCAGCAGUUGGAAGGACAGUUGUCUGAUUCUGUAGGAGGAUCCAUUUGUGCUGCAGCAGCCAUAGCCUUGUUUUUGCUCAAACUUUUCAAAUCGGUGCAAUCUAGGUAUUCUUUAACCAACAUACUAUACUGUAUUGACAAUUCAGGACUGUGCUGCUGCAUUCCUCCAGAGUUUUUGAUCAAGCCCAUGCUGCAAGGGUUCAGUAAGAAAAGCCAGUCUCUGAGAAACUACACUUUGAUUAUUCUAGUCAAACUGCUUUUGGAGCAAUGUGGUGGAGCCAAAGUUGGUGCUGAUAAAAUGGAUCCAUGCAGUGUGUGCACCAAAAAUCCCCCUGUGUUUACACCAGCUGAUCACACACAGAAGACUAUAGAGGAGAAAAUAACAGCCUCAGAUAGUGCUCUGUCCAGCAGUGAAGUUAGCUUACAGAGUGACAAUCAAGAUCAACAGAAGCCCAAAUGGAUGGUGCUCAAAGUUUUCUCUGACCUCAUUAUGCAGGAAAAUGAGACAGUCAGCUCACAGGUUGCAAAGCACUUGUUGAGACUGGGCUAUCACAGUGGUGAUGAGUUGAAGCAUGAGCUGUUCAGAUGUGUUUUCCUGCCCCUCCUUCAAAGAAUUAAAAGCUCAAAGACAAACGACUUUCCUGAGGUUGUAUCACAAUAUGUGGUGGGUGCUCUACCACACCUUCUUCAAGCCAAACCUACUCAGGAGUUGUUCUUGCUGCAAGAUGGAGUUCAGCACCUCUGUAGCCUGGUCUUCAAGGACAAUCUGCGUGAGCCAGUUCUGAAAGUAUUUGAGGUACUAAUUACUGCAGAUGUUAAGGAAGCUGAGAAAAUGGCAAGUCCAGACUACAGUCCCAGUGGUAAAACCAAUACCAGGGUGCCACCAUCUUCACUUCAGCAGAGCCCAUCAAAGGCGGCCAGUAUCCCAAGAUAUUACUCUGCAGAGUUUGUAAUUCCAGCCUUUCUUGAGUUAUUGCUUGAAUCAGAUGAUGAAGAUAUGGAUAAAAGUGAUGAAACAGACUUUGGGUCAAGCAGAAAGUUUGGAGCUUUUAUGAAAGACCAGUUGCUUCCAAAUGUAUUGUCAUCUUUGUCUGAUAUAUGGAGCACAGCUGAAAGACUGGUUCAAAACAGUAAACCAUUUGAGGACCUUUUCACGAGAAAAGGUGGGCCUGGUGCUGCCUAUUGCUUGCUGCUAAAGUUGUUGGAGUUGGUGACAGAAAAAGAGAAACCAUUUGAGGAAAACAUUGAAUUGGAUGGCUGCACCCAAGCAGACUCUGUUACUGAUACUAUAAGCAUUGGUUCUGCUACAAUUUCUGAAUGUUCAUAUCCAGGCACACCAAGGGAAAGCCUGCAGGAGGAUACCAAAGUGCCUCAGGUUUUACUGACCAAACCAAGUAAUGACCCCCACACUGUUCUCAAGCAUAAAUUACUACUUAUAGAAGCUCUGGUCAAAAUUUGCCUUCGCUGCUGCGCCAAGGAUUCUCUUGGGAAACAGAGUCUGACAGAAACUGAACUAUCAGAGAAAGUAUACUGCAUUUUGAAUGAUAAUUUCCCAACAAAUGCCAGUCAUGUCAUAGCAUUAUGUGAUACUUUGCUAAACUGUGCUGUUGCCUCUGAAAAGAUGAAGGAUCCUUUGGCCUCUAGCAGUCUGGCACUCAUGCAUUUGAAAGAGGAUGAUUUCCUAGAGGGAGAAGAAGACUUGCUGGAGCUGAGUGACCUGGGAAGUGGACGCGACAGUGAGCCUGGGAGCAAUGAGGCAGGCUAUGAGGCAGACGAGGAGUACACCACAGAUGCCAGUGACUUGUUGAAAGCUAACAGGUCUAGUUAUAAAAGAAUGCAGUCUAUGCCUCCCAGUGUGAACAAGCACCAGGUGAUCUUCCCACAAGUUGUGACAGUUACCAUGAGGCUGCUCUCCUCACACUGCCUCCAUGAUGUACCAGUAGUGAACUGUGUGGCACAGAAAGUUAUUGCUCUGGUGAAAGAUGCACCAGCCAAUGUACAGUCACUCUAUAACCAGGGGUUGCUAAGUGUUCUUUUGAAUGGAUUUCAUGGGGUUCUGACGAAGUCUGUCAAGGAAUGGAGAGUGGCACAAGAAUUUGUUUUAGAGUUGUGUUUCUACUUGGCAAGACACUCCAUUUCUUCUGAGGAGCUGCAGAUAUGCUUAAGGAUGAUUAAUGAACCUGAUCCACCUUUGGAUGCAUUGUUGACUCUUCUCAACAAACUGACCGAGAGUAUAGAAAUCCAGCCAACGUAUUGUCUACAGUUUCCAAAUACCAAGCCCGACUCGUCACAUGUAUUGGAAGAAACAGUCUCCCUGGCAGCUCAAGGUUUUUAUCAGAGUGUACAGAGAUCCAUAAGCUUGUUUGCCUCGACCAGGAACUCCUCGGCAAGUUCCUUACAGGAAGACAGUCUUUUACGGAGCAUUUCAUUGGAUGAAAAAGAGGAGAAGAAAAAGAAACCAUCUUUGUUUUCAGGAAGCAGUUUAUUUAACAGAGUGACUGAAAGCCUGGGUAUCAGUGAUACUGUAUCUCUGAGCUGUGAUGCUCCUGUUGAGAUAGAGUUCAAAGAUAAAGUCACCUGGAAGGAAGGGUUCAGUACAUCUUUGUGGCUCCGCCUGGUGAGAGGAGGACAGGAUGAAAUCUCCUAUAACAAAGCAAAGAAGGCGAGAAAGAGGGGCAAGUCUGUAAUGUUCACAGAGAGCAGUGAAGAAAAUUCAGUGUCUGAAGCCAAUAAGAAUGGUGGGUCCAUGACCAAGGGAAGUAAUGGUGCCAAGUAUUUUGAUAAUAAAGGCAAACUGACAAGGAAGAACUCUUCACAGAGGCUCCUGACUGAUAGCUACUUGCAUGUGUUGUCUGUUGGCUGCAAUGAGAAGACAGCUGAUGUGAUAUUUGAGGUCUGGAUAGAUCCCUCCACUGGUAUAAUUGUGUUUAGAAUAACCCAGCAGAAAGAAGUGUUGACAGAUGUGCAGUUGGCUGGUGCUCUCUCCUCCAAUAGAUGGCAGCACGUAUCACUGAUGUACUCUGAGCCUAUUGAGCUUUCUUCCAAAGCUCUGCGUGGAGUGGUUAGAGUGAUGGUGGAUGGAGGGGAAGUUAGAGAGAAGGAACUUGAGUACACACUCAUCCAGAAAAGACCCAGUAAAACGUUUGCUAAAUUGUGGCUGGGUCACUCCAAAACAGUGGCAGAUCUCUCAGGUUCUGCUGGUUCUUGGCUGAUGGGCAGUUUGAUGAUCUUCAGAGGUACUGUGAUCACCCCAGGACUUGCCUUCCAUCUGUUUGGCCUGGGCCCAGACUGCUGUAGUGUUAGCCAGUGUGACUCUUCAGAACAGGAGGCUAUCUACAUGUACCAUAUCAAUCCUCAGUCUUUGGACACCGCUGGUAUCAAUCAGGAGGUCCUCAUAGGCAACAGGAGUGAAGAUCUGCAACCUCUAAGGGAAAACUUGCUCAUGGUCUACAUACCAAAAAACCCACAACAGGUCAACAUGUAUGACCCCUGUGGUCCAAAAGAUGGCAAAACCCUGACACGGCUAGCCAUGUCCCUGUCCACAGCACAGAAGGCCAGCAGUGAGAAGAUCUUGAGGCAGCCUCUGCAGGUGAAACCAAUCAAGGGGCAGUCCAGUGUGAUCCCUCUCAUGCAUCGCGGCAUAGAAAUCACCGUUGAUGAGAUAGGAGGAGUUGGAGUUUUCCUGUUUUUGUUUGCAAAGGUGGUGGAAAACUCCACAGAGCAGGAGCAAGCAAGUGCUCUCCGCCUGUUGUUCAGUCUACUGAGACACAGUAAGAAACAUGCCCAAGACUUUAAGGAAAUGUCAGGAUACUCCCUGCUGGCCAAGGUCAUGUCCACUGAUAAGUUCAUCAACAGCUUUCAGGUCUUGAAGGUUCUUCUGGAUGCCUGCCUCAGUGAAUCAGUCAUCCACUUCAACACAGUGACCAAGGCAUACUCAUUUAUUCCAUAUGCCAAAGCUAUAAUCCAAGAUGUCAGUAUUGUUAGAGAGAUCUUGUUGGCUUGGAAAGUGUGGGACAAAGGAAAUGUGGAAGUGUGGCAUUUGUGCUUUGUUGCAUUGGAGGAGUUGAUCAAAGAACAACACCCUUAUAGGGAGUUUAAUAGACAGCAACUCCACUGUGCUAAAACUGUGGACAAGUUGUUAGUUACAUGCCAGGAAAGGAUCCAGGAGGCAUGUCCCUCUCUGCCACUACCAAUCUGCAGUAGUAUGGUGAAGAUCAUAGGUCACAUGAUGGGGAGUCCUCCUGAUAUUAACAUAGUAGUCACAGUGUGCGAUUUCCUCCUCAUUGCUCACCCUGCUGCUAGCACAUUCAUCAACCACACUGCCAAUUCAUUUUGGUUCACACACCACUGGGCUUCUGGCAAAAAAGAAAAGAAGAAAGAGAAGCAGAGUUUGUCCAGCACACCCUCUAAGGGCAGAAGUCCCAGCAGAACCUGGCAUCGUAGCGUUGAAGAUGUGGUAGAAACUGACCAACGAAAUCUUACUGCAGAUGUCAUUGCCGGAGAGAGAAGACUGUCUGUUAGCUUACCAAGUUCUCCAAACACUGUCAAAAGGCAGUUGAGCUUCAAGGAUAGUAAUUUCCAGUUUGUGGCAUCCGAAAACAGUGACAGUGACAUACUUCUCUCAUCUGCUGAAUCUAGAUCUAGAUCACAAACAUACCCACCUUUAGCAGGUUGCCUCGAUCAAAAAGAACUGACUCAUGCGCUGACUACUAUUUCAACUGACACAAAUGAGGAUAAUAUUGAAGACAAGGAAGCUUUGAAUGACGUGGAAAAUGAAGAAGUGUUCCCACCACCUCAAGUUGAAGAAAAUGAUAAUUCUAAAGAUAUCUUUUCUAAAGCAAGAAAUUCAGCACAUACAAGAAUAAAUGUUCAUUCAACUACCAUGGACUCUGAUGCUUGUGUCAUCUCCCUGGGGUCAGCUUCAGAAGAUCAGAUUGAGCACAGAGAUACUUUCAGAGGCGGGGAUCAGGAAGGUCCUGAGAUCUCAGCGAGGAUACCAAGUAAAGAUCAUUCAACCCCAGAAUCCUACAUGACUGCUGUAUCUGGUUCUAGUGUUAAUACCAAGAUUGCAGAUGAUACCAGUCCUGUUAUAUCACCAGGAACUGGUGAAGUGACUGAAGGUGGCGCCACUGCACAGUCUAAACCUAAAGAGUUGCAGAAUGACAGCAGUAACCUUUUAAGUGAUGUUAGCUAUAGUCAAAGUGAAGACUGGGAACUGUAUCCAGAUCCAACUUCUAUGAAUAGUGUGCAAGUGUCUCUGGAAAAUGCCAAUAAAGAUGGCAUUGAUGAGGUAGAUGAAGGAGAGAAGGGAUUAGUUGUUGUCUGUUCAGGCCUGCUUCAGCUUUUGCAAGGAGUCGUGAUAAAUUUGUGUGAUGUAGCUUCCAAGAGGAUACUGGGAAUGGUUUUACGUCCUGAGGUCCUGUUAGUGUUAGCUCAUCACAAUUCUCCUGAGAUCAGAACUGCAGUAGUACAGCUCCUAGAUGUCUAUUUCCACCGUGCCACAGAUGAACAGUGCGAGAACUUCCUGAAGAUUCAGGGAUUCCACCUCCUAGGCAGUCAGCUCCACCAGCAUCAGGCUACCCGCUCACUGGUGGAGGCCUGCCUGGCAAUGGUGUUUGGGAAGUUACACAGCAUGAUAGAUGACAUCGACCCUAACCAGCUUUCUGACCUCCGCCCACUGCAACAGUCAGCCAUCACCCCAGUCCUGGCACUGAUGGAGAAAACUGUCUAUGACACAUCCCUGUGCCAUAAUGCCAUAUGUCUGCUCAUUCAGUUGUUUGAGACGGCCCCACAGAUGACGCAGGUGAUGCUGGAGAAUGGUCUGGUAGAGGUGCUGGGCAACAUGGUAGCAGCCAUCAACAAGAAUGAACCUAGAAUAUCUGACAUAAUUGGUGAGGAUGAGCAGCAGAUUGUAGUAGAAGAUAUCCAGCAUUUUGCUGCCAUGAUUGCAGUCAAGACAUUCAGCACAUCAGGAGUGUCAUGCUACCAGCAGUUUGAUGACAUGAUGACAAUGUUUUCUAUAUUAGAGAUGAAGGAGGAAGAAAGAUAUGGCUUGCAGUCAAGAGCUGUGGAAAAUGUCCGCAGCAUCCAGUGUUCAUGUUUCCAAGCUGUUUUAGAAUUUGUAGAGACCAAGUGUACAAUAGAAGACAGAGGGGUAGUGGCUAAUCUGCCAUUGCCAUAUAUAAAGUCUGCUUCAUCCCUGAAUGAUCAGAGCCCUCUGGCCCUCCCAGUUGUCACCAGUCGUAGGAAGACAGAAGGUGCAGUGUCCUUGGUCCCUGUCACUGAGAGAGAAGUCACCCUGGAAGUAAGUGAAGAGAGUCCAGAGAGUGGUGCUGAGGAUGUGGUGGAUACUGUUUUUAACCUCAAUGCUUCUAGAACAGAGAGAUAUCUUGGUUUGGACCCCAGUAGACGGCACAGUACUGCAGCAGUAUUCGAGGGUGGGUUGCUACAAACUACGACCAAAAAAGGCAAAGACAUAGUUGGGAAGCUGACAAUCAGUGAACUCAUCGACCGUUUUAAGAAGACUUUGGUGAAAGCUGUGGAUAUUGUGACUUGCUCUGGACAAAUUGACAUUGAGUAUCAUGUGAAGAAGUUGCAGUUGAUGGGUAAAGAUGAUUCCAACCCAGCCACACAUGAGCAUCAUUUCCAGAGAUUUCUGCUGAACUUUUUACUCAAAGCUCUGGCUGAAUCUCAGGAAAGACACAAAGGCCCCAAAAAAGAAUGGAACACCCUCUUGUGGUCAUCAAAAGAUUUGAUAAGGGUUGAAUUCAUCAAGUUACUGGUGUUAAUGCUGUCCCCAGUCCAGUACUUGGCACAGAGAACCUUUGCAGUCAGUUGUAUUGUACAACUGGACAAUGCUGGAGAUCUGCUCAAACUCUCUCUCAGUUCAUCAUCUGCACAGGGCCCCAGAGUGGCGUAUUACCUGUAUGAACUGUACACGUGUCAUGAGGUCAGCUUUCAGGACAGGGAGGCUGGCAGGGUAUUGAUGAACACAUUGAAACAUUGUGAUAUUACACCCAUACUGCCAGACACUUCUCUGUCAGAGGAUCAAGAAGCUAGUAUUGAGGAGGAUAUAAAACAUUGGGCAGCAGAUGACAAGAAAGCAAAAAAGAGAUGGAUGAGUAGAAGAAAAGAAGUAGAAAACAGAAUCAUCCACAAGCCAGACACUCUAGCCAAGCAACUGUCCACUCAUGCCAUGGAGGAGACCCAGACAGUGGUUAAUAUACAGAGCCUGGAGAGAAGCAAGUUUAUUGACCACAUCAAACUGUCCAUGGCCAACAGUUUGCAGAUCAAAAAGGCGUGGCAUCAUUUGGUGGAGCAACUUACCCAUGAAAGGGCAGUGUGGUAUAGCCCAAGUACCUAUCCCAAGUCCUGGCAAUUAGACCCCACAGAAGGACCCUGGCGAGUGAGGAAAAGACUUGAGAGAUGUCAUUUAUUGUUAAGAGAGAAGUUUUUGAAACCAGACCAUCAGGGGAAACUGAGAACAGCUGACUUCAAGGGUCCUUUGACAUAUCUCUUUGAAUCUGAUGACCAAAUGUCUGACUCUGCAAAACUCAUCUACAGGCUACAUACUAAUGAGAAGAUAACGCUAACCAUGAGGAGCACUAAUGUUACCCCAGUGAUAGAAACACCAGGAGAGAUAUUGGUUGGUGAGAACAAUGUUUACUUUGUUGGUGAUGCAGCAGUGAAGCAAGGAAAUACCACACAGAUUUUGACUGAAGAACAUGACAUGCUGUCUAUGACCUGGCCUCAUGAAGAAAUCAAGGAACUGCACAAAAGAAGGUUUCAGUUGAGGGAUAAUGCAUUGGAAAUAUUUUUGACCAGUGGGAAGACUUGCUUGCUGGCAUUUGAAUCCACCAGAGACAGAGACCAGCUCUUCCGUCACCUUGAUGUCCUUGAACUGGCCAAUCAGAUCAAAGGCGAGGACCCAAGCAUGGUGACACAGCUGUGGAUGGAAGGACGGAUGACCAACUUUGAGUACCUGACUCAUCUGAACAAGAUGUCUGGAAGAUCAUUUAAUGAUUUGAUGCAGUAUCCAGUGUUUCCUUUCAUCCUCAGUAACUACACCAGUAAGGAAAUAGAUCUGGAGGAUGAAAAUAUAUACAGGAAAUUGGAUCGUGCUAUUUCAAUUCAAGAGAAAAGCAAGGAAGAAAAAUACAUCACAAACUAUGAGAUAUUACAAGCUGAGUAUGAGAAGAACAUUGCAGACCCCAUGGUAGAGAACUCUGGGUUUGUAGUAGAACCCUACCACUAUGGUUCCUUGUACUCCAACAGUGGAACUAUCCUGCAUUUCCUUGUGAGACUUCUGCCAUUUACCAGGAUGCAUUUAUCCUACCAAGACAAUAAUUUUGACAUCCCAGACCGCCUGUUCCAUUCUAUGGACACAUCAUGGCGCCUUGCCAGCUUUGAGUCCAGCACUGAUUUCAAAGAGUUGAUUCCAGAGUUUUUCUUUCUGCCUGAAUUCUUGGAAAACAAUGAAGGAUUUAAUCUUGGAACAAGACAAGGGGGAGAAGUUGUAGAGAACGUUCUCCUGCCACCCUGGUGUAGAAACAACCCCAGGCUUUUCAUCCUUAUCCACAGACAGGCCUUGGAGUCCACCUAUGUGUCUAAUAACAUCCACAACUGGAUAGACCUCAUCUUUGGUUUUAAGCAGACUGGGAAGGCGGCCGUUGAUGCAUUGAAUGUCUUCCACCCAGCUUGUUAUUAUGGAGUGGAUGUAGACUCAAUAAAGGACCCUCUUAAAAAGAAUGCCAGCAAGACCAUGAUCCGUACCUAUGGCCAGGUCCCUAAGCAGCUGUACCCCAGACCACAUGUAGCCUGCCAGCUGCCUACAGAGUCCAGUGCAGCUAAGAUGAUAUCUAACUUGUUGUUUUUACCAUCUGAGAAACCUCUGCAGCAGGCAGGAAGGAUAGAGAAUGAGAGGAGACAAGGAAAGGUGCGAGAAAUUGCUUGGCUCAAAAGUGUUACUACCAUAACGACCACUGAUAUCACCUGGGCAGGUAUUGUGAGCUGGGGACAUGCAGACAGCAUUGUUAGAAUACAGAAUAAGAAAAAUCAGCCUCCUGUUAAUUUUCUUCACUGGAACACCAAUGAACAGAUAACUUGCUGCACCUCAGUCCCAGACUGCAAGCUGUUGUUCUUUGGGGACACAUCAGGAGUGGUCACUGUCUACAGCACAAAGUUCAACACUACAAAGGCAUGUGACAUCCAAGUGACGGGCCCCCGCCAAUGUCUGUAUGGUCAUCAGGGAUCUAUUACUUGUCUUGAAGUCUGCAAACCUUUCAGCAUCUUUGUCAGUGCAGGAGAGGACGGCCGCUGUAUUAUAUGGGACCUCAACAGGCUUGGAUAUGUGAGAUGUAUUAAAUGCCAUGUGGAGCCAGUAAAUGCACUUGCCAUCAGUGAUACACUGGGAGACAUUGCUACAGCAAGUUACACAGGUCAGGGCAGCAAGCUGUACCUGCACACCAUCAAUGCCAGGCUGGUGGCAGAGUAUGACUGUAGGGAAAGGAUCUUCUGCCUGACAUACUCCACGGCACCAGAAGGAAGGUCCAUCAAUGUGAUAGCUGGAGGGCUGGACUUUGGUAUUAUCAGACUGUGGAGCAGCUGGGAUCUGCAGGCAGUCCGAGACAUUCGUCACGCUGACAUGGGAACAGCUAUAAUGAGCUUAACUUUUACUCAUGAUAACCAGAGAUUGUUCAGUGCCAACACAGAUGGCAUGGUGAUGAUGUGGUCAAAGACCACCAACAACAAAAUAAAGCCACAGUUUAUACCAUUCUUGCAGUGAUGAACAGAUUUCAAGCAACAAAAUAUGUCAAUUUCUUGUUAAUUGGUGCUAUUUAUAUAUCAAAUUCAUAUAAGCAAUGUACAGUAUUUUGGUAGAUCUAUUUUAGUAGAUCUAUGAGCACUUACAGUACAAGGUCAGUGGUGUUACAUGUAGGUCACAAAGUUAGGUACUCUGUAGAAGGACUGUAUUGUGUGACAUAUUUUUCAGGUUGGACUUUUUUAAAAGAGAUAGCUUACAUUAUAAAAUCACCCCCAUCUAUUCUUAGAUAUUUUUCAUAAUUUUAUAAUGUGAUUUUUGACUGCCAGGCAAUUGAAAAAAGAGUCAUAUUUUAAAAGGGCAGGAACCCUCCUGGGAAUGUUUGAAAGGUCAAAAUGAAAUGUGUGUAGUUAUGUUAUAUUUAUAAAGUGAAAGACAAUUGACUGUUUAAAAGAAAGAAACAAACAAAAUCAUGACAUUUAGAAACAAUGUUGAUCAUGUUUUCUUUAAAUGAAGACUUGCUCACAAAGCCAUGUCCAAAAUGGCCAGUUCUGUUAAUGUAUAAUCGUGCUGUUGGUGCUUUGAAAAGAUUGUUGUAACAGUAUAGUAUUGGUGCAUAUGAAAGUCAUUUUUGAAGGUUUUGAAUUAAUGAUUAACAUUUGACAAAAACAGGGUACUAGUAGCAUAUGUUAAUAGACAGCAGCCUCAUUAUAUAUAUACAGGAAAUCAAAUUUCCAGUAGCGUAUAAUGCUCAGAAUAAAACAGUAUUGAAUCGCAUAAAAACACUAAGCUUAUUUUAUUUAAAGAUAUAUGAUGGUUAACUAUAUUACACUAAGUGACAAUAAAAUAAGUUUUCUGUAGUUCUUGGUUUCAUUCUUUACCCCCUUCCCCUUCACAGCACCAUGCACUUCAUCUGUAGGUAUAAAUAUUUCCUUUUCAUCUUUAUUACAAUUCUGUAUAAAUAUCAAAAGGAUGAAAUUAUUUAUAAUCUUA
This is a messenger RNA of Lingula anatina, 12342 nucleotides long. Its product is annotated as lysosomal-trafficking regulator-like. NCBI's taxonomy places the organism in Eukaryota, Metazoa, Brachiopoda, Lingulata, Lingulida, Lingulidae. The record is from RefSeq and is a predicted model, not a curated record. Gene Ontology annotation, molecular function: protein binding.